Chelonoidis abingdonii (Abingdon island giant tortoise) is the source of this 1327-nucleotide messenger RNA. The record is from RefSeq and is a predicted model, not a curated record. Lineage: Eukaryota; Metazoa; Chordata; Testudines; Testudinidae.
GGGCUGCGCGAGCGAGGUAGGGGGAGGAACGCAGACGAGUGCUACAGAACUCGGCGUGGUUUCCAUGGUAACUGGCUACUGCUGAACCCCGAGUGUAGCUGCGCCACUGUGACAAGCGCCUGAAACAGCGCGAGGCCAAUGGCGCUUGCAGCGGAAGGCGGGGGAGCACGAAGCUCCAACGCUUGCUCCGCCCCAGGGAGCCGGUUGCCGCUCUGAAGCCUGUCCCCGCGGCGGGUUCGCCAAGUGCUACUCCCCCUUGGGGGGGCUGGCGGGAGGGGCGGGCGGAGCCGGGGGGCAGCGGGAGCGGGGCUGGGUGUGAACGCCCGGGGGCGCUGCCGGCCAGACUGGCCGCUCGCGUGAAGUUCUCGCGGGCGGAGGGGGUCCGCGGGAGGCUGCGCUACAGUCACCUGGAGCCGAGGCUGAAAGCGACUCCCGGGAGCUGUGCGCGGGCCGAGCCCUCGUGCUGUUCUCCUCACGCUGUCCCUGCAGGGCGGGUGUGCGCACGGAGAGCCCUGCAAGCCUGUGGGCCUCCUUGCAGGAAGAGAUGGCCAAAGUUUGUGCUAUUUUUGGAGGAUCCAGAGGAAUUGGAAAAGCUGUUGCACAACUGCUGGCAUGGAAAGGAUACCGCUUGGCUAUUAUUGCUAGAAAUCUGGAAGUAGUUCAAACUACUGUGAAUCACCUUGGGGCAGGUCAUAUGGCACUUAGCUGUGAUGUAGCCAUGGAACAAGAUGUCCAAAAUACACUUCAGGAGGUGGAGAAGAAUUUAGGUCAUGUUAAUUACUUGGUUAAUGCCGUUGGAGUCAACAGGGAUGGCUUGUUGCUGAGAACCACAUCUGAAGAUAUGGUAUCCCAAAUUAACACUAACCUUCUGGGAACUAUGUUGACAUGCAAAGCUGCUGUAAGACAUAUGCUUCAACAGCAGGGAGGUGCUAUUGUUAACAUAGGAAGUAUUGUUGGACUCAAGGGCAAUUCUGGUCAGAGUGUGUACAGUGCCAGCAAAGCAGGGUUAGUUGGAUUUUCACGCUCUCUUGCUAAAGAAGUAGCAAGAAAGAAAAUUCGAGUCAACAUGGUUGCUCCAGGCUUUAUUCACACAGAGAUGACUGCACAUUUGAAAGAAGAUCAGUUGAAGAAAACUAUUCCUCUUGGAAGAUUUGGAGAGCCUGAUGAAGUUGCACAAGCUGUUAUCUUUCUUCUAGAGUCUCCCUAUAUUACAGGGCAUAUUCUAGUUGUAGAUGGAGGCUUGCAGCUUGUAAUUUAAAUUCCACAACAGUACUUAUAAAAUGACUUGAAUGGAGAGAGAAAUAAACUUGGCUGAUGAAGAUUCUGA